UGCAGUCCAAAUAAAUAUAUCUACAUUUUUAUCUGUGUGGCGCUUAACCCCAUUACAUCAUAUGCAUCACCAAUCCUUCAAGACGGGCUAAGUCAGCGCAAACGUUUUAUAUAAAUAUAAUGAGAAGGAAUAAUAUUCACCUUGGACUCAAGAUAUGGGAUUGAUAUCGUACUUAAUUGACUUAAUGACUGGCUCGUGUGAAGCUGCAUGGAGUUGGAUUGCAGAUUGGACUGUGGAGCCGCCCUGGCCUUACAGUUACACAUACGGAAAGAGAACACGUUGUGAAGAAUUAGUUCUAGCAAAAACAAGGUACCUCGACGAUGAAUGGACCACAACUGAUUACUUCGACUUCGGCGUCAUCGUCCUUGCUGCAGCCCUUCCCAUCGUCACAUCCAUCGUUAUGUUGUGCAACAUCUUCCUGCCUAGAAUACUCGAAUGGAGGUCGAGACUGGGUUCGACCACGCUCGACUCAAAGCAUGCCACGAUACUAAAGUGUGGGGCGCCAUCGGACGACCAGGUUUGGAAACAGUGUGAUAGCUGCCAUCGCCUGGUUCGGAUUCAGAGGGAAAGAGUGCGAAAAAAGAUCAAAAGAAUAAAUUGAAGAUAAUGUUCAAUAAUAGGCAGUCUGACAAUAACAUGAUUGUAUUUCUAUACAGAAAUAGUCCAUAGAUAUGUAGUUUCCUAGCAUAUGGCUAUAAAUGUUGUAAGCAAAUAUGCGGGAUAAAACAUUUAAAUCAAUCAUAAUACAUGUGUAAGAAAAACAGAAUGUAUCAUUUUACUUUUAGAAUGAUGGCUUUCA
Strongylocentrotus purpuratus (purple sea urchin) is the source of this 799-nucleotide messenger RNA. RefSeq lists its product as uncharacterized. The record is from RefSeq and is a predicted model, not a curated record. The transcript has 3 exons. Lineage: Eukaryota; Metazoa; Echinodermata; Echinoidea; Camarodonta; Strongylocentrotidae. Bases 155 to 601 code for a protein of 148 amino acids.